GGGCCUCAUAAACAACCACAGAACCACAAGUUGGGUACAGAGGCAGUCACACAAGAGCGGGUCCGGGAUAUUGGUCAGCAGGCAGGGCAAAUCGCUUUGACUGCAAACCACAGAGUUUCGUAGAGUGGUAGAAGAAAUCAUAUAUUCCUUCACUGUGAAGAGAAAGUGAGUUUUAAAGAGGAAACAAUGGCUUCAAACAGCGUAUUUGAUUCACUUCCUUCUUACCAGCACUUCUUGAGAGAUACCAGCACCAGCCGCCGCUUCACGCCGCCCUCCACCGCGCUGAGCCCGGGGAAGAUGAGCGAGCCGCUGCCGCUGCCCGGCGCCGAGCACAGCGGAGCGCUGGCGGGGAAGCUGCGCGCCGCCGACCGCAGCAUGGUGGAGGUCCUGGCGGACCACCCCGGGGAGCUGGUGCGCACCGACAGCCCCAACUUCCUCUGCUCCGUGCUGCCCACCCACUGGCGCUGCAACAAGACGCUGCCCAUCGCCUUCAAGGUGGUGGCCUUGGGAGACGUACCCGAUGGGACGCUGGUCACGGUGAUGGCUGGAAACGAUGAGAACUACUCUGCAGAGCUCAGAAAUGCGACGGCUGCCAUGAAAAACCAAGUGGCGAGGUUCAACGACCUCAGAUUUGUGGGUAGAAGUGGAAGAGGGAAAAGCUUCACACUGACUAUCACAGUUUUCACAAACCCGCCACAAGUAGCCACGUACCACAGAGCCAUCAAGAUAACGGUGGAUGGACCACGCGAACCCAGAAGACAUCGUCAGAAACUAGAUGAGCAGACAAAGCCCGGGAGCUUGUCCUUUUCAGAGCGCCUGAGUGAACUGGAGCAGUUGCGUCGUACGGCCAUGAGGGUCAGCCCACACCACCCAGCCCCCACACCCAACCCACGAGCCUCCUUGAACCACACCACUGCUUUUAACCCUCAGCCUCAGAGUCAGAUUCAGGACACGAGGCAAGUGCAGCCGUCCCCGCCAUGGUCCUACGACCAGUCCUACCAGUACCUGGGCUCCAUCGCGACUCCCUCGGUGCACCCUGCCACGCCGAUAUCGCCUGGCAGGGCCAGCGGCAUGACGUCCCUCACCGCAGAGCUUUCCAGCCGCCUCUCAGGUGCUUCUGACUUGACGGCAUUCAGUGACCCCAGAGUGGGGAUCGACCGCUCCUUCUCCGCGCUCCCUUCCAUUUCUGAUCCUCGGAUGCACUACCCGGGAGCGUUCACCUACACGCCAACACCCGUCAGUUCGGGGAUAGGGAUCGGUAUGUCUGCUAUGUCCACGGCCACCAGAUACCACACUUACCUCCCACCUCCAUAUCCCGGUUCCUCUCAGGCCCAAGGCAGCCCAUUCCAGACCAGCUCACCUUCGUACCACCUCUACUACGGAACCUCUGCCGGGUCCUAUCAGUUCUCCAUGAUCUCAGGAGGAGACCGGUCCCCCCCGCGCAUCCACCCCCCUUGCACCAAUGCUUCCACAGGAUCGACACUCCUCAACCCCAACCUUCCCAACCAAAGCGAUGUGGUUGAGGCAGAAGGGAGCCACAGCAACUCCCCAACCAACAUGGGUACCACGGCAAGGCUAGAGGAAGCGGUUUGGAGGCCAUACUGAAUGCAUUUUAAGUAGUCGUGGGCCAGGACUAACGUGCUUUCAAUUUACCGAUGCCCGUAGGUAUCCCAUAAACACCUGUCUUGCUUGUGGGCCCUGCCAUGUUCAUACAUCACUUCCAGAAGCAAACUCUCCAGAAGUCAGCGGUCCCAAGAGCAGUGGCGUGUGUUGGGCCAGCUGCGGGGCUGGUGAAGCGAUGCCACGCCAGCAAGGUACCCCCCGGGGGGCUGAGCUUCUGGAAAGGAGGACAUUCAGGUUGGUGGCCUGUAGGUAGUGAGGGUGGGUAGGAAGAUAUCCAGGCUGUUCCCGGGCCUGUGGCUUUCAAACAUGCCCAGGUUUGAAGGUCUUCACAGCCCUAAAGGGAGUUUCAGUUCACUUCUGUUUUUAAGACUUAAGACCUAACAGAAACUUAACGAGUUUACUGCAUCUUAUGGACGUGUUAACUAUAAGGAAGUAUAGGAAGAUUCCCAGAGGGAAACUGUGAACGCUUCUGUUUUAGCAAUGCUGUGAAUGAGAGGUUUUAUAUGUUGGACUUCAGUUUUUCCUUUUUUUUUUUUUUUUUUAAACCAUGUUGUGUAUUCCAAAGAAUAUGGAAUUUUUUAUUGCUGGUUUGUUUGGUUUUUUUUGGUUUGGGUUUGUUUAUUUUUUUUUUUUAAGGAUGCAACUCAUCCUGCUUUGCAUCUAAUUGGUUUAAUUUCUCUUGGCACCUUAUAAAUCGCAAAAAAAAAGAGAUUUUACUUUUUGUUGUUGUUUUAAUCACGCUUGCUUCUUUCUUGCUUUGUCAACUGAAAGAAUCAGCCCCUUUUUCAAUGAGUUAAUUUAACUUUUUUUUCUCUUGGACUUUUUUUUUUAAUACAACGGCUACAGCCUUGGGUCAUUUUCAACUACUGUACUACUUUGAUGAUAUUUAUGCUUGAUAUUUAGACUUUUCUUAUUUGUUGAUACUAUUAUUAUUUAAAUAUGCCUAUAUUAAAAAGAUCAGCAAUUGCCUUUUUUGGUAGCAGCCAAAGUCAAAUUUGUCACAUUGAAAAAGGCUGGAAUAACGAUGGGUAAAGUGACCUCCUAAUUACCUAGAAAUAUUGUUUACGAUUAUCUCCCUUUCAUUUUACUCAGCUAGGUGAGCCCACAGCCUCAGAGCUGUUGAGAUGCCCCACUCCUCCUGAAACAAUUGAGGCGCCAGAGUCCCCAUGAAGGCACUGUGCCUUUCCCCUCAGUGGAGUCAUCUCUCCACGCCCCUUCCUCGUUUUUCCAUAGUCACCAGUGGUGAUGCUCAGGAUCAGUACUCAGGAGGUACCUAUAUCAUAAGGCAGUCUUUUGUAUUCCCUCAACUAUGUAAGUCCCCAUGCAGCCCUGUUCUGUGCUGAGCUUCCCUUGGCUUCCUAACAACUCUGGUGGAGGCUUCGUAGUCUUUCAAAUCAAAAGCUAACACACAGUUAGCACGGCAGGAGUGAAAUGAAGAAGACUAGUAGAAUCAAUGUGAGACUUGGUCCCAGCUCAGUGGAGCCAAGAUUUCUGUGCAGUACAAGAGCCAUGUUGGAGUGUACUGGAAAGGAGAUCAAUUCAUGCAUCACAAAAUAGCUCAGACUGAACAGAGUCAAGUUCAUCUGGAAAGCAGGCCAGCAAAGAAGGGGCCUUAAUGGUUCUUCCAUCACCAUAUCUUAAAACCCAUGCACAGACUAUUUGGUCCUGUAGCAAAUAUGCACGGCUUGUAGUAGGAGCAUGUUAAUACAGAGUUGUCAUCAUUGCCCAUCGUUACAGCACAAACAUAUCAGAUGUCACUGUAAAGUUUAUGGCACUGUUUUAUUUGAGGGUUUGGUCCGAACGCAGCUGUUGUACUACUCAUUAAUUACAGACUGCUGAUGUUGACAAGUGUGCGUUCCCAAUGAUCCAAUUAUUAUUUAAUGUACGUCUUAAAUGAGUGAAACAAUUGCAGGUCAACUCAGAGAGUAUUUGAAAGCAGGACUUCAGAUCAGUGUUUGAUGUUUAAAAAAAAAAAAAUGAAAAGGAUUCAAAUUAAAAAGAUCCUUGGCUGCAGGCAGCAGAACAGCUGGACUUAUUUAAAACCAUUUGUUUUUCAAGUUUUCUUUUUUUAUAUAUAUGAUUUUGCUUCUUUGUUUAAGUCAGAUGCAGUAGCACUUUGGUAUUGAAAAGUUACAAAUUGAAGAACUUGCAUUGUCAACAAGGUCAUUUUUGUGCAGAAAAUAGGGGGUGUUUCAAGAGAUCUCAGCAAAAGUUCAAAAUGGUUCUGCUAAAAUAUAUACAUGGCCUCGUGCUUUUAUUUAGCAUAAUAUAAUUUAUCAUUUUCUAGAGUUUGCUCUGAUCAAAAAAGGCAGAAAGCAUCAAAGUCAAUAUCAGAACAGUUAAAAAUGCAUUUUGGAAGUACGGAGACCUUGCUGAAUAUGGAAAUAGAGAGACCCUACCCUUACAUAGUUGGAAUCUCACCUCAUCAGUAGCCUAAAAAAAAGUCCUUCCUCACUAAACAGUAGCUCUGUUGCAGAAUCCAUUUUACGCAUUCUCUGUCGCCGUGCAGCUCAAAUCCCCAUUGACCACAGCUUUCACGUCUGCCUUGUGACUGGACCACCCAAGUGCAUAGUACUGUGAGUGGGAACCCAGAGGUGAGGGCGAGGAACCACAGAGGAGCCGCAGGCCUCCCCACAGGGCACAGCUGCUGGUGGCUGGGUGACUCCUGCCCAGUGGCAGAGGUGAGGCUGCUGUGGUCAGGACUCUCCCACGUCAGUCUCUCCCCACAGCCACGACUGCUGUCUGCUGAAGUCUUUGCCUGUUUUAGCCCAUAGUAUUGUACUAUAUACUGGAUGCCCCAUCCCUGGAGGCAUUCAAGGCCAGGCUGGAUGUGGCUCUGGGCAGCCUGGUCUGGUGGUUGGCAACUCUGCACAUAGCAGGGGGUUGAAACUCGAUGAUCACUGUGGUCCUUUUCAACCCAGGCCAUUCUAUGCUUCUGUGAUCCCCUUCUGAAACUAAAGUGUCAGGGAGGGAAAGGUGAGCCAAGUCUGCCAGCCCAGUGGUCAGGCCUAACGUUUAACAUUUCUUAUGGCUACACAUCUACUUUCUUCACACCUGCCCUGAAGAGGAAGUUUAAUUUUACACUCCCUGGUGUGAACGGUUUGAGAAAGUGCGGAGCUGUUCACAGCACUCACCCCUUUUCUGAAACACAACCAAAACGUGGGAUUUCCCACCUCCCCACUCACCAUCACUGCCAGCAACUCCUGAGUCUAACCUCUCUGUACACGUCAAACACAGAAUAAUGCAGUGCUCCCCUUACAGAAGAAAAUCUAAGUUUAUUAUCCUGUGCAAUUAGUCUGUUUAAUCACCGUGGGCUACAGUGUAUUCACACAAGUGUUUAUGAGACACUCAAUGAGAACUCAUGAGUUCACUCAAAUCUCUAUUUUUGUAGCCAUCCCCUGUUCCGCUCAGGACAGCAAAGCUCUCUGAGGCUGUAAAAAAUGCUCUUGUGUCAUUCCUCUCAUAUCUAAACAGCACUUGGCAGGCAGAAACAGGACAGCUAGGUAAAACACUUCCCCCAUUCACAUGCCUCCAAAUUAUAGUGUAUAAGUAUAUAUUUUUAUAUGUAAUAUAUAUAUAUUUAUAUAGUUUUAUCAUCCCAGCCGCUGAAUGGAAUAGCACUGUUGUGCUUCCCUUUGCAAGUCGUGGUCAGCAGAGUGCCUUAGGCUCCUUCCCCUACUGACGUGCAGUAGUUAAUGGCAGUUCCUACUAUCAGCUUGUGUGUUCCUCUCACAAGACACAGCUUGUUGUCCAGAGGCAGCCUCAUCGAGCAAUUCCAAAGUAAACACAGGGCCGACCUCCUGUUUGCAUUAAGGCCCUUUACUUUGCUCUCAGCGUUUCUGCUCACUUCCAGAGUUCCCAUUUGGCUUCCAGAGCAAAGUGAAGGAGCUUUAGUGCAAGAGGAGGCAGACGCGGGGAGCGUCGCUGCUACUAAGGAUUUUACUUGCAGAAUUAUGCCAAAUAAACUUCUGGAAAGGAGAAAAACGGUUUCCUCCAAGUGGCCCACGGUCUUUGUCAGAGUGUUCCGAGUUGCCUGCACUCUUGAAACAUUCAUUACUGCUUUCUGGAUGACCUUCUCCAUGAGUGUAUUUGAAGAUUCAGGAUAAGUGGAUCAUUUUCAAUUACUUGGGCAAAACACUUUCUUGUUUUCCUGCGUUGUAACGUUCUCGUGUUUUAUUUUUGUUAACCUCGCUUGGUCAGUACUGAUCACUCGGCAUUUUUCUCCUUGUCCUAAGAGGGUUGCAUCAACAGAGUUACUUGUAUUUAUGUAUGUAAAUAGAUUUCAAAAGCUUCAUAGCAAAAUAUUUAGUGCUUGUAAUUACUCCGCUUUUGUUUUUUUCACAUUUUUCUGUGUUUGUAAUGAACUUACCUUUGGUUGCUUAAGUACUCUAGUGAGACUUAUUUCUUUCCAAAUUAGUUAUUUUAGGCUUCGAGAUUAACUACAUUUUAUUCACUUUUGUAAACAGUUAUAGCAUGGUCUCUGUUCAACACUCUUCACUUGGUUGGUUUCUUUUUUUGUGGUAGGGGAGAAAUGAAUGUGCAAAAAUCUGUGGGUUUAUUUGUGGUAUCCUGGGUAUGACAGUUCCACACCUUUCGUUCAAACGCAAACUCAGCUUUCAGUCUGAGGGGGUGGCAUGGCAAGUCGGAGGGGAGGGCACAGUGGGAGACGCGGUCCUAUCGGGAUGGCAUCAAAGUGUGUUCGUUUGGCAUUUACUGGAUCUGUUUACAAACCAGAUGCUGCAGCGUACUGGAACAGUCACAUUUUCCUUUGACGCUGUCAUGCUGAACAUUUCCAGAAGGGGAAACUACCAGGUUCUGGAAGUUUGCUUUUUUGGUUUUUGAUCACAGGGGAUUUUUCUUCCGGGGGUGGGAAAGGGGGGCUGCUGUUUUUUGGAACCAGAUAGGAAAAGAGAAUAGAGUAGAUUUUUCCCCCACUACAGAAAGUCUCUAGAUACCACGUCAGAGUAGACUCUUGCUGUACAUACGGAUGGCUGUGUCCAGUGCCACGAGAAAACUCAUUACAACUAGCACGCAGAGCAGCUGGACUGCUGCGUUAGUUCUAAUGAAGACUGUCUUUCUUUCUUUGUACCACAGUUUCCUCUGUAAAUUCAAUAUCAUAAUUAGUGUGAAUGACAAAUAAAACGUUUGACAAGUAUGCACGUUGGCCUGGUGCGUUCUUUCAUCAGGGAGAAACCGGCUGCCACAGGAAAGGUACCCACUGGAAAAGGAUACUGAGAGUGUAUCACUCACAACAUCAAAAAUACAUUUCUGUGUUGUUGGUUUUUUGAUCUAUUUAUUGCUUUUUUAACAUUAAAUUGACGUUUUAUUGAUGCAGAAUGACCUGUCUUGCUAUCCAAUAGGACCAUCAAAACAAGACUCAGAUGAGACUUUGCAUGUACAGAGGCUUGGUAAUUGAAUUGUAUCUCCAAUGUCUUGAUUAAAUUCUUGAAUGGUCUAAAA
Gallus gallus (chicken) is the source of this 7083-nucleotide messenger RNA. RefSeq names its product runt-related transcription factor 1 (gene RUNX1). The coding region runs from base 187 to 1605 and encodes 472 amino acids. The record is from RefSeq and is marked validated. Gene Ontology annotation, biological process: regulation of transcription by RNA polymerase II; regulation of cell differentiation; neuron differentiation. Gene Ontology annotation, molecular function: ATP binding; RNA polymerase II cis-regulatory region sequence-specific DNA binding; DNA-binding transcription factor activity, RNA polymerase II-specific. Gene Ontology annotation, cellular component: nucleus. Lineage: Eukaryota; Metazoa; Chordata; Aves; Galliformes; Phasianidae. The transcript is spliced from 8 exons.